Molecule: messenger RNA, 582 nt
Organism: Funneliformis geosporum
Lineage: Eukaryota; Fungi; Glomeromycota; Glomeromycetes; Glomerales; Glomeraceae
Source: the annotation of a GenBank genome assembly
AUGAAUCCAACAAGCUCACAAAUUCAAGCUUGUAACACGGAGAAUUUUCCACCUUCAUUUAUUCCUACUUGUGCGGCCUCUCAGGAUAACAACAUCCUUACCGUCUCGUCUCAAUCAAACCUUGCCGAAAGUUCAUUGAGCGAGAACCAUAGCCACGAGACUCAAUCUUCCGUCAAGAGUACUAAUAAUCCUUUUGGAAAUCCUCAAAUUCCAAUCCAACCAGUUCAUUCUAAUACCUUUAUUUAUCGACCACCAAAUGAUUAUUGUCAGUACCAUGUUAAUUGUGAAAAAAUCUCCAAUGAUCUUAUUUUACAAUUUUUAAAUAAACGUAAAGAAAUCAUAAUGCAAUUAAAGGAAAACGAAUAUACUUUCUUUUAUCAACAACAAUGUAAUAAUCAAUUUUAUCAAAUAUCCUGCGAAAUUGUUUCUCCUUCUUUUAUUAAUGAUUGGUUAAAUAGAAAUUUUCUUAGCAUCGAAAUUGAGCAGGAGAUGGUACAAGAACGAUUGGUAUUUACAUUUGAGCAAGAAAAACAUCUCGAAAUUCAUUUGUCACAAUAUUUAAAUAAUCGCGUCUUAAACUAA